UUCUCUAAUAUGAAUUAGGAUAAAUCUAGUGUGAGUUUGAAAGCUCCAUUUUUAUUUGAAGCUGAAAGGGAUAAAAGUGAAUUAGUGACAUAUUCAAAACGAAAUAGAGCAGGCAUAAUAUCGCGGUUGUUUUUCUUUUGGAUAUUUAGUACAAUAAAUGUAAAAUUAAAUAAGAAUUUAGACUGCAUCUAAGAUGACAUUAUAAGAUAACAUGAUAGAAGAUUUAAGGUUUGAAGAUACAAGUGAAUAAUUAUAUUAUCGAUUUUCGAAGGAAUUUGAAAAGAGGAAAAACAAAAAGAAUGGAUUAAUUUGGUCAUUGAUAGGUGUGUCAUAAAAAUAAUGUGUUUUUGUUUUAAUAGUGAUGUUAUUAAAUGUUGGAACAUCAUUAUUAAAUCCAUUAUUAAUAAAAUGGACAAUAUAAUAUUUGAUGAAAGAGGAGAAAUAAAUAUAGGAAGGAUUAAUAUUGAUAUUUAGUAUAAUAGGAAUGAGAAUAAUAUCAGUUAUUUGUGAGUAACAUUCACUUUAUUAGAUUGUAAUUUAUAUAUAUAAUAUAAAAUAGAAAUUAGUUGGUUAUGAUUGGAUGAGUAUUUUGUCUAUGGCAUUGUUAGGUAAAAGUAUGAAUGUUUCAUAUCAGAGUAAUAAAGAACAUACAAUAGGAUAAGUAUUAAAUUAUAUGUAAGUUGAUGCAAUAUCAUUAUCAUGGUUUGGUUGGUAUUUAUCAUAAGUUAUGCUAUUACCAUUAUAAAUAGGCAUUUCUAUUUUUAUGAUGUUUGAAUUUAUAGGAGUAGCAUUUCUUGGAGGUUUAGGAGUAAUCUUUUUAACUGCUAUCUUUAAUAUUUUUGUUGGUAAAAAAAUUAGAUAAUAUUAAAUUACUAUGAUGAAAGAUAAAGAUAAAAGAACUAAUUGUGCUAAUGAAAUCUUUUAAUAAAUUAAAUUUAUUAAAGUUAAUGCAUAUGAAGAAUAUUUUAGAUCUAAACUUAAUUUAUUGAGAAAUCAAGAAAUGAAAUCAUUAAAAUCUAGAUUCUUUGCAUCUUGUUUAAAUAUAUUAUCAGUUUGGUUAAGUCCUAUGUUAAUUUUAAAUGCCACUUUCUUAAUUUAUGUAGCUAUUGGAAAUGAUCUUACUCCUGCUAAUACUUUUGCUAUUAUUAGUUUAUUUUAAAGUCUUUAAGGCCCACUUUUAUUUUUACCUAUGGCCAUUAAUGCUUUAAUAGAAUCUAAUAUCUCAUUUAAAAGAGUUUCCAAAUUUUUAUUAACUAAUGAAUUAAUGAAUGAUUGUAUUAUUAAUUAAACUCAAUUUCAUGCAGAUUUGUUAACAUCAAAAAAACUCUCAAAUAAUGAUGAUUCAAAAUCAUUAGUCACUUCAUAAAUUAUGAAAACUGAAAUAGAUAAUGAUAUAGCUAUCAAAAUUGAAUAAGGUACUUUUUAUUGGUAAAAAUACAAAGAUUAACCUCAAUAAAAGUAAUAAGAUCCUUCAAUCUCUAAAGGUUAAAAGAUUGAACCUGUACAAUAAGUAGAAUCAGAAUCUAUUUUGAAGAAUAUAAAUUUAAGAAUUGAAAAAGGAUAAUUUGUUGCAAUAGUGGGAGAUGUUGGAUCUGGUAAAUCCUCUUUAAUCUAAGCUAUAAUGGGUGAAAUGAUUUACAAAGAGAAUAAACCAAGAAUAGAAAUAAAUGGUUCUAUUGCAUAUGUUAGUUAAAAGACUUGGAUUUAAAAUGCUACUGUAAAAGACAAUAUUCUUUUUGGAUUACCUUUUGAUUAAAUAAAAUAUGAUGAAGCAAUAAAAUUUUCAUGUCUUAAUGAAGAUAUUAAGAUAUUAGUAAAAGGAGAUUAAACUAUGAUUGGAGAAAAAGGAGUAAAUUUAUCUGGUGGAUAAAAAGCUAGAGUAUCAUUAGCAAGAGCAAUUUACAGCAAUUGUGAUAUUUAUUUAUUAGAUGAUCCAAUAAGUGCUGUAGAUGUUCAUGUUGGUAAAUUUAUAAUUAAUGAAUGUUUAAACGGUUAUUUAAAAUAGAAGACAAGAAUUUUAGUGACUCAUGCUUUAAAUUAUUGUUUAUAUACUGAUUAUAUCUAUUUUAUAAAUAAUGGUAUAAUAGUUGAAUAAGGAACAUUUAAUAAAAUAAAAUAAAAUGAACAUUUUAAUAUGGUGUAUUAAAAGUUUUAUAAAGAUGGUAAAAAAGAAGAGGAAUAAUAAGAAUAAAAAUAAGUAGUUGUUUAAGAAGUAAAAUUAGAGAAAAAAUAAUAAUUUGAAGAAGAAACUGUAAAAUAGAGCUAAAUUAAAGAUUAAGUUGAUGAAUUAAUGUUAUUAGAAGAUAGAAACAGUGGAUCAAUUUCGUUAGAUAUCAUACUUACUUAUAUUAAAUAGACAGGUCGUUUAUUUAUUGUAUUUUUGAUUUUAAUGAUGUUCUUAUGGGAUGGUUGUUAUAUUGGUCAAUCUUUGUGGAUGGCUCAUUGGACUUAGUAAGCUAGUGAAGAUUUAGUAAAUGGAGAAGAAACAGAAAACUAUUUCUAUUUAACAAUAUAUUCAAUACUUUCUUUAAGUUAUGGUAUUUUAGCAUUUCUUAGAUCAUAUGCUUAUGUAUUAGUCAAUUGUAAGUAAGCAAAUAAUAUGCAUAAUAAAAUGGUUAGUUGUUUAAUGUAUGCACCAUAAUGUCAAUUCUUUGAAAGAGUUCCGAUUGGCAGAAUUAUGAAUAGAUUGACAAAAGAUUUAAAUGUUGUGGAUUCAGAUCUUUAUUGGACUAUUAAUUGGAUGUUAGCUUAUUUAUUUGCAUUAUUAGCUAAUACAUUUUUAAAUAUAUAUACAAGUUCUGUUUGGGUUAUUAUACCUAUGAUUCUUUAUUUUAUAUUAUGUUGGAAAGUAUAAAGAAUAUAUAUGACUGCUAGUCGAGAACUCUUUAGAUUAGAGGCUAUUAGUAAAAGUCCUAUUGUAAGUUAUUUCUCAGAAUCUAUCAUGGGAAUAACUACAAUAAGGGCAUUUUAAAGAUAAUCUUAAAUUAUGAAUAAACAUGGUAGAAAUCAAGAUAUUAAUCGUAAAAUAUACUUUGAAUAAAUUGCAGCAAAUGCUUGGUUUGGAAUGGUUCUUGGUCUAUCAAGUUUUAUUGUUAAUUCUACUGCUAUUGUAUUUUGUAUGUUUUAUAGUACAAAAAAUCCAGCAUAUGCAGGUUUAUUGAUGACUUAUGCAUCAACUUUAGAUUAAUAUAUUGAAGGAACAGUUUAAUCUUUAGGACGUGUAGAGAAUGGAUUUAUAUCAUUUGAAAGAUGUGUUGCUUAUACCAAGUAUAAUAUAUUAUUGAUUAAAUUAUAGGGUAAAUCCAGAAAAAGGAUAUGAAGUUGCAGUAAAAAAUUAUCAAAAUAAUUAGACAUAUAUAGAUAAAUAUAUACCAUAAUGGCCAAGAAAUGGAAUAAUUGAAUUUAAGAAUUUUUCUGUAUAAUAUCGUAUAGGUUUACCUAUGGCAUUAAAAAAUAUGAAUAUUUUAAUUAAUCAAAAAGAGAAAGUGGGUAUUGUUGGUAGAACAGGAGCUGGAAAAUCAACAAUAACAUUAACAAUAUUAAGAAUUUUAGAAUCUAUAAGUGGAUAAUUAUUAAUAGAUGGUCAUAAUAUAUCUACAUUAUCAUUAAAAUAACUUAGAGAAUCAAUUACAAUGAUUAUGCAAGAUCCUACAUUAUUUAGUGGUACAAUUAGAGAUAAUAUUGACCCUCUUAAACUUAGAACAGAUGAAGAAGUUAAAUAAGCUAUUAGCCUAUGUUGCUUAAAAGAAUUAAUAGAAUCAAGAAAUGGAUUAGAUACUAAAAUCAAUGAUCAUGGAGACAAUUUAAGUGCUGGUGAAAAAUAAUUAGUUUGUAUAGCUAGAGCUGUUCUCAAAAAAAGUCCUAUUAUUUUAAUAGAUGAAGCCACUGCUAAUAUAGAUAUUGAGACAGAAUAGAAAAUUCAAAAUACUAUUUAAAAUGCUUUUUCGGAUUGCACUGUCAUAACUAUUGCUCAUAGAAUUAAUACUAUAUUACAUUGUGAUAAGUAUUUAUUACAUUUUUAUAUUUAAUAGGAUUGUAGUUCUAGACAAAGGAGAAUUAAAAGAAUGUGGAUCAACUAAAGAAUUAUUGAAUUAACAAAACUCCUUAUUCUAUGGAAUAUAUUAGGAAGCUUUAAGAGAAUAAAGCAAAUGA
Molecule: messenger RNA, 4152 nt
Organism: Paramecium sonneborni
Lineage: Eukaryota; Ciliophora; Oligohymenophorea; Peniculida; Parameciidae
Source: the annotation of a GenBank genome assembly